Sinocyclocheilus anshuiensis is the source of this 1878-nucleotide messenger RNA. RefSeq names its product solute carrier family 5 member 5 (gene slc5a5). Gene Ontology annotation, cellular component: extracellular exosome; membrane. The transcript is spliced from 15 exons. Gene Ontology annotation, biological process: sodium ion transport; iodide transmembrane transport. Lineage: Eukaryota; Metazoa; Chordata; Actinopteri; Cypriniformes; Cyprinidae. Gene Ontology annotation, molecular function: symporter activity. Bases 1 to 1815 code for a protein of 604 amino acids. The record is from RefSeq and is a predicted model, not a curated record.
AUGGCUUCAGACUCUGACACACUGGGCUUCUCUUUGGUGGACUAUGCAGUAUUUGCUGCUAUGCUGGGGGUGUCGGUGGCCAUCGGGCUAUUCCAGUCUCUGAGGAAGACCCCGGAUCGCUCUAACGUGGACAACUUCUUCACAGGGGGAAGGAGUUUCUCUGCUGUGCCCGUUGGACUGUCGCUCUGUGCCAGCUUUAUGUCAGCUGUCCAAGUGCUCGGUGUGCCAUCAGAGGCAUAUUUAUAUGGCUUUAAGUUCCUCUAUAUGUGCCUGGGACAAGCGCUCAACUCCCUCAUUGCUGCAGUUCUGUUUGUUCCUGUGUUUUAUCGUCUCAAAAUCACCAGCUCAAGUCAGUAUUUAGGAAUGAGGUUUGGCAGAGGGAUGCAACUCUUGGGAAGUUUGCAGUUCAUUGUAGCCACACUCCUCUACACUGGAAUAGUGAUCUUUGCUCCUGCAGUCAUCUUGAAUCAGGCCACAGGUCUAAAUAUGUGGGCAUCUCUCUUCUCAACUGGGCUCAUCUGCACAUUUUACACAACAUUGGGUGGUAUGAAGGCUGUAAUCUGGACAGAUGUGUUUCAGAUUGUAGUCAUGCUCUCUGGGUUCAUUGCAGUCCUCAUUCAGGGCACCAUAUUGGCAGGAGGGCCUGCCAGAGUUUUGGAGAUUGCCAACAAUGGAUCCCGCAUUAAUUUUAAUGAUUUUACCAUAAACCCUCAGAGACGCUACUCAUUCUGGAGUUUCACAGUGGGCGGCACUAUGGUCUGGUUAUCCAUGUAUGGAGCCAAUCAAGCUCAAGUACAGCGUUACAUAUCAUGCAGGACUGAGAAACAAGCCCAACUGGCGCUGCUGGUUAAUCAGGUGGGUCUGUGUCUGAUUGUGAGCAGUGCAGCCACAUGUGGCAUUGUAAUGUUUGCUUUAUACUCCAGCUGUGACCCACUGAAGACUGGCAGAAUAUCUGCAUCUGACCAGUACAUGCCGUACAUGGUUUUGGACAUUUUCCGUAAUCAUCCAGGCUUCCCGGGUCUUUUUCUAGCCUGUGCCUACAGUGGAACUUUAAGUACUGUCUCCACCAGCAUUAACGCCAUGGCAGCUGUUACUAUGGAGGAUGUAAUGAAGCCGUGGCUAAUCAGUGUUUCACAGAGAAAACAGCUCUUGAUCUCCAAGUCAUUAUCACUGUUGUACGGGCUUGGCUGCAUUACAAUGGCUGCGCUCUCCUCGCUGCUGGACUGGGGAGUCCUUCAGGGUUCGUUCACAGUCAUGGGUGUAGUGAACGGUCCACUGCUGGGAGCAUUUGUGCUGGGCAUGUUUGUUCCAGCCACAAAUAAACCAGGGGUGUUCUCAGGUGUGACUGUGGGUUUCUGUCUGUCUCUAUGGCUUGCUGUUGGAAGCACAAUUUAUCCUCCCACACCACAAAUUAUGGGUGUUUUACCCACUAGUGCAGGUCAAUGUCUAGCAAGUAAUGCAACGCUCAACAGCACCACGGCAGUCGCUGAAUCACCUAUCCUGGCAUCAUCAGUCCCUCUGGAUUAUGGCCUUCAAAAUAUCUAUUCAAUAUCCUACCUGUACUUUGGAGCCCUGUCAACAAGUGCAGUCGUGCUGGUAGGUGUGGUGGUUAGCUACAUUACAGGACCUACCAAGAAGGAUUCUAUCAGUCCUGGUUUGUUACGAUGGAACUUGGAACAAAAGACAUGCAAUGAAUCCUGUGAUAACUUGAAUGAAACUAUGACAAACAAUUCCACCGAAAUCCUUCUCAGUCCAAAAGAACUUUUUGCCACUGCUGAUAAACAAGAUGUUUUACUGAACAAAGGUGACAUUUAGACAGGUGCAGGAUUGGCUUUGUGAAGUAAAAAGUCAGGUUUCUAUUUUCAAACUAAAUCUUUA